AUGUUUCGUUGCGUAGCAUUGUCACUGCUUGCUGCGAGCUGCGCGAUGCUUGCCUUUGUUGGCCCACUGCCGGCUCGCCAAGGCACAGCCCCGAGCACGGCCCUUCGAGCCAACCAUGGCCGUGAGGCAGAGGGCCCCCAGGCGGAGGAGUUGGAGCAAGCCUCGCCCAUGCGCUUUGGCAGUGCUUUGCUUGCGGUGCUUGCUGCGGUCGCGCUCACUGUGCUUCCGGUUGAAGAGGCAAAGGCUGCCCGAUCCGGGGGACGCAUUGGCGGCUCAGCAAGCUCUGCACGGCGUGCGCCUCCCCGCGCACCUCCUCGAGCACCAGCGGCUGCCAGCAGCAGCAACACCACUGUCAUCAACAGAACCACGGUCGUCGCUCCGCCGCCUGUGAUGGCUGCGCCAUCAAUUGGCUUUGGAAUGGCCCCGGUGGUGGUUGCACCUCCUCCAACAGUGGGUGACGUCAUCGUCGGGAGUGUCGUGGGUGGUGCCAUCAACAAUGCCAUGUAUGGAAACCGCGGGCCCAGCACGGCCGACCGCAUGCUGGAGAACCAGCAGCGUCAGGAUGAGCGACAAAUAGACAACCAGAAGAAAGAAAUCGAGCAGCUCAAGGCUGAAUUGAACUCCUUGAAGACUCAGAAGUGA
Symbiodinium natans is the source of this 642-nucleotide messenger RNA. NCBI's taxonomy places the organism in Eukaryota, Dinophyceae, Suessiales, Symbiodiniaceae. The record is from the annotation of a GenBank genome assembly.